AUGGACGUCCACGGCGCCCUCGAGCUCCCCGCCGAAGCAAAUCCGCUCACCGAGGGGCUUCUUUUUCACGUGCUCCGCUCUGCCGCAUCGAGCGAUCCGCACCAGAUCCAGACUGGCACAAAACAAUUGCAGAAAUGGGAGACGGAGAAAGGCUUCUACCCGCUGCUCCAAGCUGCCUUCAUCGACAAAUCCCUGCCAGUAGAGAUCCGCUAUCUCGCCAUCAUUCAGCUGAAGAACGGCAUCGAAAAGUACUGGAGGAAGACCGCCACGAAUGCGGUCAGUAAGGAGGACAAGACCGUCAUCCGAUCAAGGUUGCUGGAAAGUGGAGUGAACGAGGCCGACCAGAGGCUUGCAUUGCAAAAUGCCCUGGUCAUCGCCAAGAUCGUCAGAUUCGAGUUUCCACAUGACUGGCCAGAUGUCAUCAACCAAGUCAUCAAUCUCCUCCGCCAGUCGACGUCUCCGGGCGCCAAUAGUCUGUAUUUGCCGCGUACCCUUCUGAUCCUGCUUCACAUCAUCAAGGAGUUGGCCACCGGUCGCAUCACAAGACUCCGCUCCAACCUGCUGUCCAUCUCCCCCGAAGUCUUCCGCGUUCUUGGCCACAUUUAUAUGGACAAGGCCCAGAGAUGGCUGGCUUUCCUGCAGCAUGGUGGUGACGAUGAAGGUGGUGCGCUGGAGAGCAUCGAGCAAAGUCUGCUUGCCAUCAAAGUCCUGCGCCGAGUCGUGGUUUCCGGAUUCGAGUUUCCCAACCGCGAUUCUGACGUUCAGCAAUUCUGGGGCAUUGUCCGGAAUCAGCUGGGAGACUUCCUCGCAAUCACAUCUCAAGAACCGUCCACACUGUCGUCUCCCGUGAAAGACUUGGUUGAAAAGCACCUCCUGCAACUUGCUAAGUUGCAUCUGGAAAUGUCCAAAACCCACCCUGCCGCCUACGUUCUGCUGCCCGACUCCAUAAACAUUACAAAGGCGUAUUGGGGACUCAUCGUCAAAUUUGGCCAGAACUUCGGCACCAAGCAAGCCUCCGUGCACGGGAACAUCGGUACUGAUGGCGACGCAGAUGACGAUGAGAAAUCCAUCAUGGAGCGUCUUUGCCUGAAAGGCUUAUUGCUGAUACGGGCAUGUCUGAGGAUGGUGUUCAAUCCAGCACAAACCUUCAAGUACCGCCAUGAGCAAGAGAAACAGGAGAAAGCCGAAGCAACCCAGCUAGUGAAGCAGGAAUUUCUGGGUGAAGAUUUCGUGCGCGAAAUGAUGGAGACUGUGGUGACGCGCUACUUCGUCCUUCGGCCAAGUGAUCUCCGUCAGUGGGAAGAGGAACCGGAUGAGUGGGAGAGACGAGAAGACAUGGAAGGCGAUGAUAUCGAGUAUUCGAUACGGUCUUGCGCCGAAAGACUCUUCCUUGAUUUGGCCAUAAACUUCAAGACUCUCGUCACACCGCUUCUCCAGGUCUUCUAUUCUGUGGCUUCCCCAGACAACGAGAACAUACUUUUCAAGGACUCGGUUUACACUGCUGUCGGCUUGGCGGCUCCUGUUCUUCAUCACGAGCUCGACUUCGACGGUUUCAUCAGAUCGACGUUGGUACAGGAGGUUCAGAAGCAAAAGCCUGGUUACAAUCUGCUGCGCCGUCGGAUAGCGAUCUUGCUUGGCCAGUGGAUCACAAUCAAAGUGUCUGAUGAGACUCGACCCCUCGUUUACCAGAUUUUCGAUCAUCUCUUGAACAAAGAGGAUCCAUUGAAUGAUCAUGUUGUCCGUGUUACGGCCGGACGGCAAUUCAAGAACAUUGCCGACGACUGGGACUUCAAGGUUGAGGGCUUCAUGCCACAUGCCUCGAAUGUGUUGGACCGUUUGAUGGCUCUCAUUGGCGAGGUCGAGCUGAGCGAGACGAAAAUGGCGCUUCUGAAUACCAUCAGCGUUGUGGUCGAGCGCCUUGAGCAUCAUAUCACGCCAUACGCAAAUAGCAUCGUCUCUUUGCUGCCGCCUCUUUGGGAGCAGUCUGGCGAGGAGCAUCUUAUGAAGCAGGCAAUUCUCACGAUUCUGGCCCGCCUCAUCCACGCUAUGAAGGCAGAGUCGGUCCCUCUGCACUCCAUGGUCAUUCCCAUCAUCAAAAACACCCUCGAGCCCGGCUCGGACACACAGGUCUACCUUCUGGAAGACGCCCUCGAUCUGUGGCAUGCAGUGCUCAUCCAAACACCUGCACCAGCUUCCCCAGAGGUCCUCUCGCUUGCACCUUACCUCAUCCCCACGCUUGAGCUCGGUAGUGAAAGCCUCCGGAAAACACUUGAGAUUGCCGAAGUGUACUUACUUCUAGCGCCAAAUGAGAUGUGCUCUGAUCACCUUCGCACAUCGCUUUUGAAGUCUCUUGCAUCACUUCUGGGAGAGCUACGGCCAGAAGCUAACGGACUUGUCACCCACCUCGUGGAGGUCUACGUACGUGCCGCAGACCUUCUCGGCGGGGAGGCUGCCGUAGAGAUUCUGACGGCCGACAUGAUCCGGACUGAGUUCUUCACUGGUCUCUUGGAUGGGCUCAAGGGAGCCUGGGAGGCUCAUACGAAGACCGGUCCUAACGCUCGUGCUGCUGCUGUUGAUGGAAUUGUCGAGACCGACUAUUGGACAGUGAUUGCCCGCAUCGGCCUCGCCUCUAAUCGCGUGCUCCUCGGCGCCAUCGAAGCCGCACAAACCCGUACCUCGGCCGAUGGUAUGCAGGAUGCCGCCGAAGCGCUCGACGUGCGCAUGAAGUGGCUACUAGAGGAAUGGUUCGACCACCUGGACAAUAUCGCGGCACCAGUCAGCAAGAAACUGAUGUGCUUGGCACUCACGAAACUGCUUGAGACGGGCAGGGAAUGGAUACUCAUCAAGUUGCAAGACUUGAUGACGAUGUGGACCGACAUCGUCAUUGAACUGACAGAUGGCAAUGCAGAUCCAAAUGUCGACUGUCUGGUCUGGCAACGCGAGGAGCCGCCACCAGGGACCCCGGAAGCACCCGAUGAUGUUCGCCGCCGCGACCUCAUCUAUACCGAUCCUGUCCACAUCGUCAACAUCAUGCCAUUCAUCCGCGACCACCUUCACCAAGCCAUUACCGCAUGCGGCGGCCAGGAUAAGUUCAGAGACGAGUGGUUAGUUAAUGUGGACAAGGACGUGAUCGAGGCAUUUGGGAAGCUUGGCAUCAUGUAG
Molecule: messenger RNA, 3162 nt
Organism: Diplodia corticola
Lineage: Eukaryota; Fungi; Ascomycota; Dothideomycetes; Botryosphaeriales; Botryosphaeriaceae
Product: importin 11
Exons: 8
Coding region: 1-3162 (1053 amino acids)
Biological process (GO): protein import into nucleus
Cellular component (GO): cytosol; nuclear envelope
Molecular function (GO): small GTPase binding
Source: RefSeq, a predicted model, not a curated record